Siniperca chuatsi (mandarin fish) is the source of this 4690-nucleotide messenger RNA. It is a transcript of the gene slc8a1a, whose product is annotated as solute carrier family 8 member 1a. Bases 174 to 3068 code for a protein of 964 amino acids. The transcript has 10 exons. Gene Ontology annotation, cellular component: sarcolemma; axon; postsynapse. Gene Ontology annotation, molecular function: calcium:sodium antiporter activity. Gene Ontology annotation, biological process: cell communication; sodium ion transmembrane transport; calcium ion import across plasma membrane. NCBI's taxonomy places the organism in Eukaryota, Metazoa, Chordata, Actinopteri, Centrarchiformes, Sinipercidae. The record is from RefSeq and is a predicted model, not a curated record.
CGCUGGGAGAGGGACGAUAAGCAGCUCACAGGCAGCUAUGCGGCCAUGUUUAGAACAAAGUCUGUUUCUGUUAAAUUUAGAGCUGUUAUCGGACGUGGCUCUCCUUCCUGAACGCACUCUCUUCUUCUGCUACUGCUGCGUCAAGACCAGAGGUUUAAGGGUCAAGUGUCACCAUGAGCCCAGCCAGGACCACGUCACUGUUCUCCACCUAUCAGCUGCUUUUCUUGUUGACCAUCAUCUCAAUUGAACUUCCAUAUUCUGCAUGCUCUACUCUGACCCUCACGUCCAACAACACACUCAGCAACCGCACCAAAUGUGGAGGAGCUACCGGCUGCAUUGAAGGCGUUAUCCUGCCAGUAUGGAAGCCAGAAAACCCAGCCUUCACCGACCGCCUUGCCAGAGCUACCAUUUACUUUGUGGGGCUGGCGUACAUGUUCUUGGGCGUCUCUAUAAUUGCUGACCGCUUCAUGGCAUCCAUCGAGGUCAUCACCUCCCAGGAGAGACAGAUCACCAUCAAGAAACCGAAUGGUGAGAAGAUCACCACGACGGUGCGUGUCUGGAACGAGACGGUGUCCAACCUGACCCUGAUGGCACUGGGUUCCUCCGCCCCAGAGAUCCUCCUGUCAGUCGUGGAGGUUUGUGGUCACAACUUUGAUGCCGGUGAGCUGGGCCCCAACACCAUUGUAGGAAGUGCCGCCUUCAACAUGUUUGUCAUCAUUGGCCUUUGUGUAUCUGUCAUUCCUGAAGGAGAGACCAGAAAGGUGAAGCACCUCAGGGUGUUCUUCGUCACCGCCACCUGGAGUGUCUUUGCGUACACCUGGCUUUACCUGAUCCUGGCCGUCUUUUCUCCAGGUGUUGUAGAGAUAUGGGAGGGGCUUCUCACACUCUUCUUCUUUCCCAUUUGUGUUGGAUUUGCUUACGUGGCUGACCGCAGACUUCUUUUCUACAAAUACAUGUACAAACGAUACAGAGCAGGGAAGCGGAAAGGAAUGAUCAUCGAAACAGAGGGAGAACCAGAGCUUCCCUCGAAGGUCGACAUCGAAAUGGAUGGGAAAAUGCUCAACUCCCAUGGAGAGGAGACGGGGUUUGAUUUUAAGGAGCUGGAUGAGGAGGAGGCCCGCAGAGAGGUGGCCAGGAUCCUGAAGGAACUUAAACAGAAACAUCCUGAGAAAGAGAUGGAGCAGUUGAUGGAGUUAGCCAAUUACCAAGUUUUAACACAGCAACAGAAGAGUCGGGCUUUUUACCGCUGUCAGGCGACCAGGAUCAUGACAGGAGCAGGCAACAUCCUGAAGAAGCAUGCUGCUGAUCAAGCCAAGAGAGCCACCCAGCACGAUAUCUGCUCUGAGGUUUCAUUGAAUGAUUUUUCCUCCAAGGUGUUCUUCGACCCUGGUACCUACCAGUGUCUGGAGAACUGUGGCAGUGUAGCACUGAAUGUGGUGCGCCGUGGUGGAGACCUAAUGAGCACAGUCUCAGUGGAUUACAGGACUGAAGAUGGCACCGCAAACGCUGGCUCAGACUACCAGUUCACUGAAGGAACUAUUGUGUUUAAACCAGGUGAGACCGAAAAAGAAAUCCGGAUUGACAUUAUUGAUGAUGAUAUCUUUGAGGAAGACGAGCAUUUCCUGGUUCACCUCAGCAAUGUGAACGUCAUUUCAAAGUGUGAUGGCUCAGACGAGUGCGAGGCAAAUCAUGUGGACGCCCUUGCAGGUUUAGGUCUGCCAUGCACGGCCACCGUCACCAUCUUUGAUGAUGACCACGCAGGGAUCUUUACAUUCGAGGAGCCAGUGGUGACUGUGAGUGAGAGCAUUGGGGUGAUGGAGGUGAAGGUGAUUCGGACCUCGGGAGCUCGUGGUGUUGUGGUAGUGCCAUACAAAACCAUGGAGGGGACGGCUAAAGGAGGCGGGGAGGACUUUGAGGACACACAUGGAGUCCUGGAGUUUGAGAACGAUGAUAUCUGGAAGACCAUAGCCGUUAGAAUAAUUGACCAUGAGGAGUACGAUAAGCAGGCCAGCUUCUACAUAGAGCUGCAGGAGCCAUAUUGGAACAGGAGGAGAUGGACAGGUGCAAAGAGGCACCUUGACCUCUCUGGUGGAUUCGUCAAAACAGACAAACAGCUGUAUGGCAAAGACAUCUACAGGAAGGUCCAGGGACGAGACCACCAAGCCCCCUCCGCCAUCAUCAACAUCACAGAGGAGAGGGGUGAGGAGGUUUUGACCAAGAAGGAGGAGGAGGAGAGGCGGAUCGCGGAGAUGGGCAGACCGAUGCUGGGUGAGCACGUCAAACUGGAGGUUGUCAUAGAGGAGUCAUAUGAGUUUAAGAGCACCGUGGAUAAACUCCUUAAGAAGACCAACUUGGCCCUGGUGAUCGGGACUAACAGCUGGAGAGAGCAGUUUGUGGAAGCCAUCACAGUCAGCUCUGGUGAUGAUGAUGACGAUGAAUGUGGCGAGGAGAAGCUGCCCUCCUGUUUUGACUAUGUCAUGCACUUCCUCACCGUCUUCUGGAAGCUUCUGUUUGCCUUCGUUCCUCCCACCGACUACUGGAACGGUUGGGCCUGCUUUGUCGUCUCUAUCUCCGUCAUCGGCAUGCUGACGGCGGUGAUUGGUGACCUUGCGUCACAUUUUGGGUGCACAGUUGGCCUCAAAGACUCCGUCACUGCUGUGGUGUUCGUAGCUUUGGGCACAUCUGUACCAGACACCUUUGCCAGUAAGGUGGCAGCCACCCAGGACCAAUACGCUGACGCCUCCAUCGGCAAUGUGACAGGAAGUAAUGCUGUCAAUGUCUUUCUGGGUAUUGGUGUGGCCUGGUCCAUCGCUGCUAUCUACCACUACUCCAAAGGCCAGGAGUUCAGGGUUGACCCAGGCACGCUGGCCUUCUCCGUCACACUCUUCACCAUCUUUGCCUUCAUCUGCAUAGCCGUCCUUAUCUAUCGCCGCCGGCCCGAGAUUGGCGGGGAGCUCGGUGGACCCCGAGUGCCCAAGAUCCUCACAACCUGCUUGUUCUUCAGCCUGUGGUUAAUGUACAUUGUCUUCUCCUCACUGGAGGCCUACUGCCAUGUAAAGGGCUUCUAAAAGUUCUGCUUUUGACGGGUCCUGAACUGGUUCAUGAUGAACAGUUCUGAUGGAUUUCUAAAGGUUCCAAGAGGUUCCUGCAUAUUCUGACAGGUUCCCAUAAUUUCUGUUAUUUGUCUAAAGGUUAGGUAGAUAUCUAAAAGGUUGUAACAAGUUCCUGACAGUUUAUGGAUUCCUAAAGGUUCUAAAGGACAUGUAACAGUUCUGACAGGUUUCUGAAAUCCAAAUAGUUCUUUUUUGAUGAUCUGACAGGUUUCUAAACAUGGAUUAUUAAAUAUUGUGCUGGACUCUGUAUAGUUAUUUUAUGUUCUUUAGUGGUCCAACAGCUUCAAAACAACUUUGAUGGGUUUCCAAAGGUCCCAAAGGUUCCUGAAGAAUUCUACAGCUUCUUGACAGUCCUGAUGCUUUCCUAAAGGUUCCAAUAGGUUUCUGCAUAAUGUGACAGGUUCCUAUCAUUUUAGAAGGGUUUGGAUAGGGUUCUGCUGGGUUCUGACAGCUUCCUAUAAUUUGUGUUAUUUGUCUGAAGGUUCAGAUAGACUAAAUAUAAUAGUCUAAAAGUUGUAUCAGGUUCCUGACAGUUGAUAGAUUUCUAAAGGCUCUCAUGAAUAUGUAACAGUUCCAACAGUAUUAUGGCAAGAUUCUGAACUUUCUGAAGGCUUGGAUGAACUCUUAGUAGUUUUUUUGAUGAUCUGACAGGUUUCUUAACAUUGUGACGAAUCUCUAAAUAUUCUAACUGUAUUGUUCUUUUAGGUUCUUUUAAGGUCUAACAGGUUAAAAACAUCUGUGAUGGGUUUCUAAAGCUCCCAAAGGUUCCUGACGGAUUCUACGUGUUCUUGACAGUUCUGAUGGAUUUUUGUUACUGUAGAAACUUCAAGAAUCCUGAAACUUUUUUUUUUUACUUACUCUGGUGUCCAUAUUGGACUGUUCUCUGGCUGCUAAGUGCUGGUGACCUCCAAGACUGGACUAUCUUCAUCCUCACAUACCUCCCGAACAUUUAAAGACAUUUACCUGUAUCAUAAAUCUUCUUCACCUGUACCUUUAAGCAAUGUAUAACAUAAACCAUUCUAAUUUUGUCGUGCAACGACUUUGAACCACAACCACAGUAGUGAUGACAAACAGCCGUGGUGAUGAAGGAGGCAGCUCAUGUUGUAGAAUUCUGAAAACCUGCAGGACUUUUGAUGUUAAAGGCGACUGGAGCAGUAGUGUUGCACCUAAAUGAAUAUCUGCACUGAGUUUGAAAUAUAGUUAAUUUUGCGCGUAGGAGGAUCCUGAGUUUGGUCUUGAAGCCAUUAAAGGUCUUUGCUGAAUCGAGACCAUGAACUCUUUAAAACAAAGACAGCUGAGUUGAACCUGAGCUGCUGCGGCAGUGGAUUCAAAAUGUUUAGAAAAUGUAAUUGUGUCUGUUUGUGUGUGAGAGCAUAUGUAACCUCAAAGAACACCGAGAAGAAGAGACGUCUGUCAUGAUGUUCUGUGAUAUGAUUGGUUGUUUGGAAACAACAGCCAACUGCAAAAUGGAUGCCUACUGGAUGACGUAAACACGAGAGCUGUUGCGUAUUAUCUGACAACAUAAUGCAGUGUCUUUCCUUCAAAUAUUAAAGUACAGUGUUGUCUUUCCUCUUGAA